UCAUCAUCAGAGCGCCACAUCAGUGUGGUUUGUCUGGUCACGAAUAAGUCACACUCCGGGCUUAGUAGAAUGAACAACGUGCUCCCCAUCGGUGGAUGCAUCAUCAGCUAAGCAGCUCCAAAGUGCCUUCUUUCACCUCUCUUCCCUGCGCUACGACGAUGAGGGCAGUCGUUCUUAAAAUAAUCUCCGCGUUGUUAUAUUUGUGCUACGAGUGUUUCCACUAUAUAACGACGAAAUUCGCCACCGUGAUGGACUUUAAGCAGCAAAACGGCAGCAGUCCCGGCCAGACACAACAGCUACGCAGCAACUCCCGGCUGUGGCACCAGUCUUCAACGGCGACGAACGGAGCAUCGUCAGUAGCAACAAUUGCGCCCCAGAAAGUCACCAUGCGAAGGCGGUGUCGCAGCGAAUCUUGGAGUGAAAGUCUUCCCAUGGCGCCGAUGAUGUACCACGAGGUGAAGAGCGGCAAGUCGCGUCUCCAGCAGGGUCAUGGUCACAGCAGAGCACGAGGUGGUGAGGUUCCAACGCUGCUGAUUGAGUCGUUCAGCUUGCAGGGCAAUGGCCGGAAGCAGUCGGACCUGUUGCCCAGCAUCACCAUCAACAGCGCAAAGGAGAACGUCAUCCAGAACGGUGUCAACGCGAAGGACGUCUACCUGAGCGAUCUGGAUGGUUAUAGGAAGGAUCGCCGCAAUGGGUACUACAUGGCAGGAGAGCGACAACUCGAGUCGCGCUUUGCGCGGAACCUGGAAAGCUCUUUCAACCCUCGGAUGGACCGUCGGAAAAUGCGAGCAAGAAGUGAGUCGGAACCGCAUGAGAUCUACACCAGUCCGACCGUGUUUGGCAGUGGUAGAACCUACUCCGGUUGGAGUGCCCACCGGGACCAGGUUCGGGAUGUAUCCCUGAAGCGAACCCGCGACACAAUUUCCCCAACCUUAGAAGCUGACGAAGCCCUGGAAGCGAUGUGUUCCUCAAUCAACUCGAAAGAUUCACCCCCUUCUAAAAUCCUGAACGCCAACGACACAGCCAGCCUUGACGAAGCUGUCAACCGGGCGGCGGCAUCGCUUCAAAAACGUAAGGUAACUAAAACGGCCCAGAACGCCGUCAACGGAGCGCGAGCUACAAAAACGGUUCGCACCCGAACCGGCUCCACGGUCAACAUCUACAAAUCCAGCCUAAAAUCCGCCCCGACGUCCGUCUCGGCCAUCGUAGCCUCCGGCGGAGUCGUUGCCGCCAACAUGGGUCGCAAAUCGGUCUCGCCUCCACUGCUCCUUCUCAAACCGGGAACUACCUCACCAACUCCGUCCGGAAUGUCGACCGGCACGAGCGGUGGCGAGUCCGUGCACACACAAGACCUCGACACGGAAACCAUCGGCCACUCGGAUCUGGCAGAAGACGACCUGGACGACGAAGAGUGCGACGGCGAAGAGGACGACCUGGACGACGACGAUGUCCUGCCCGAGGACGACGAAGUGCUGAACGGGUCCAUCACCGACUCCGAGGACAACUACCAAACCCAUCUCGCAGCGUACCAGGCUCGUGCCAAGUCCAACUCGACCUCCCCGUCGCCAUCGCCAUCGAUUCGCGGACCGGUGACCUCGAUCGGUUGCGUGCACGGCGGUUGCCCCCCGGAGGGACCGCUCGCACCCAGUUUAUUCGCCUACGUACCGCCCUACAUCACGUUCUCGACGCACGAGGAAAAGGGACCGCCGAUGCCACCGGCCAUUCACAAAGUGCUCAAGUGGAAGAUGACGCUGAUCACGCCGAUCGUGGUGCGUAAAGUCCUACUCAACAGCGGGUUCCGGUUGCUCAAGAAAACCAACGACUGGGUCGGCAUCUGGGGCAAGCACAUGAAGAGCCCCUGCUUUAAGACGCUCCGGCCGUAUCAAAAGUUCAACCACCUGCCGGGAAGCUUCCAAAUCGGGCGCAAAGAUCGAGUGUGGCGCAACCUGCAGACGCAGAUGAACCGCCACGGCAAGAAGGAGUUCGGUUUCAUGCCGCGCACGUACAUCAUACCUCAGGAUUUGAAGCUGCUGCGUCAGAUGUGGCCCCGGUACAGUCAGCGGGGCUGCAAGUGGAUCAUCAAGCCACCGGCGUCGGCGCGAGGAACGGGGAUCAAGGUCGUCAACCGGUGGUCCCAAAUCCCCAAACGGAAGCCACUGAUCGUGCAGCGGUACGUCGAGCGCCCGCUGCUCAUCAACGGAAGCAAGUUCGACCUGCGGCUGUACGUGCUCGUUACGUCGAUCAAUCCGCUGCGCGUUUACAUGCACACCGACGGACUUGCCCGGUUUGCUUCCGUCAAGUACAGCGAAAAGUCGGACACGCUCAGCGAUCGAUACAUGCAUUUAACCAACUACAGUAUUAACAAGCUGUCCGACAAGUACAGCGCCAACGAGGACGCGGACGCCUGCCAGGGCCACAAGUGGACCAUCAAAUCCCUGUGGACGUACUUUAACGAAAAGGGCGUCAACACCGACCGACUGUGGGGAGCGCUUCGGAACCUGGUCCUGCGAACGGUACUCGCCGGCGAAGGCCCCAUCCACGCCAUGUCCAAGCUGAACGUGGGCAACCGGUACAACUGCUACGAACUGUUCGGCAUCGACGUCCUGCUCGACUCCGAGCUCGUGCCGUGGCUGCUGGAAGUUAACAUAUCACCGUCCCUCCAUUCCGCGUCCACGCUGGACGCCCACGUAAAAGGUCCGCUCGUGAAGGCGCUGCUCAACACCGCCAUGUAUCAGGUUCCUCCCAGGAUACCGCAGGCGGAGCAGAAAGAAAUCCUCGCCAGCCAGGGCUUGGCUGGUCCGCUGUGCUUCGACAAACGCAUCUACGUGACCGCCCUGUCGAAGGUCGAGCGAGUGAAACACAACCAGUUCAUCCAGAAGGACGUGGGCAGGGAAGAUUAUCUCAGCCCCAUCCUCGACGAGCUAACCCCGGACGACGUGCGCUGUUUGCUGCUCGCCGAAGACGAACUUGCCAGAAGUGCCCCGCUGGAACGGAUCCUUCCAGCGCCCAACAGCCACCGCUACAUCGGCUUUACCGAACACCCUCGGUACUACAACCGAUUGCUGGACGCGUGGGAACACCGAUACUGCCAUAACCGCGCCGACGGAAUCACCCUGCUGCAGUCGCUGUGCGCCCAGAAAGUCCACCUCCAGGUACCGCCGAGCACGCUGAAAAAGCGUCAAGAACUCGCCAAACAACAACAGCCACAAAUGCCACAAGCACAGCUCAAACCACCACACCAAACAACACAUCAACAGCAACAACUCAAGAAAGCUCAAAAUCCAAAAUUCACAUCUCAAGCGUGCACUGACCGCGCACACAAAUGCACAAAGCAUCAACAUCCCGAAGCCGAUCCACCACAAAUUACCUCCAACCGUCCCUACCUGCCCCGAAAACCGAAGAACUCCAACCUCCCAAUGCUCCUCUGAGUCUCCAAACUUCUCUUUCUCUCUCUUUUUACUAAAUUUUCUAUUAACGUUUUAUUAAAAAAAAUACCAAUAUUUACAGCA
Molecule: messenger RNA, 3509 nt
Organism: Culex pipiens pallens (northern house mosquito)
Lineage: Eukaryota; Metazoa; Arthropoda; Insecta; Diptera; Culicidae
Gene: TTLL4B
Product: tubulin monoglutamylase TTLL4
Biological process (GO): microtubule cytoskeleton organization; protein polyglutamylation
Cellular component (GO): cilium
Molecular function (GO): tubulin-glutamic acid ligase activity; tubulin binding
Source: RefSeq, a predicted model, not a curated record